Messenger RNA from Darwinula stevensoni, 1914 nucleotides. The record is from the annotation of a GenBank genome assembly. NCBI's taxonomy places the organism in Eukaryota, Metazoa, Arthropoda, Ostracoda, Podocopida, Darwinulidae.
UUUUUCUCUCUGAAAGGUGUAGGGCAUAGAAUACGGGUUUCUCUUGACCUUGAGAAACACGAUUUAUGGCCCUGUCGCGUUGAGGACGAAACGGUUCUCAGGGAAGUCGUCGACACAAUCACCCACAUGUUAUCCCGGUGGCAUUCGUCUCCGGGACUGUCAGCACUUUCGAGUGUGGCUUCAGUCUUUCACUGUAACUAUGCGACUAACAGCGACACAAAAAGACCCUUCCCCGUCAUUGGGAAUGGGAUAAAGGAAGACUCUCACCUUAAGGAUGUCCUAAAAUUUCGUGGUGUUGGUAUCGUUGGGGAGAAGAUCCUUAAAGCCUUGGAGUUUCUCUGCGAAAGUGGAGGUGGGAAGAGAGCAAUUGAGAGGCAUACUGUCUUGAAUAAGAAGUUGUUGGUGAGAGAUAGAUUGAAGCAAAUCAUGGAUGAGGACUCCCCCUUCCUGGAAAUGUCAAAGACUGCAGGAUUAGGGAUGGAUUAUGGGAACAUUCCUGGGUCAGGAACUGUCACUGGUAUUGGUUGGGUGAAUGGUGUAGCCUGCAUGAUGCUGGCUAAUGAUGCAACUGUGAAGGGAGGCACUUUCUUCCCAAUCACUGUGACAAAGUCCCUUAGAGCUCAAGAAGUUUCUGAGUCUCUUCAUAUUCCAAUGAUAUAUUUAGUAGAUAGUGGAGGUGCAUUCCUCCCACUGCAGGUAAGAAUAAGUCCCACAGCCAAUCCUAGGGCUGAUCUAUUCCCUGACAAGAAGCAUGGUGGACGCACCUUUCAUAACCAAGCAAUAGCCAGCAGCAAAGGCAUUCCACAAAUAGCAAUAGUUUGUGGAAGUUGCACUGCUGGAGGUGCCUAUACUCCCACAAUGUCAGAUGAAGCCAUCAUUGUUGAUCGCAUUGGAACUCUCUUCCUUGGGGGGCCACCUCUUGUGAAGGCAGCCACAGGGGAAAUUGUCUCUGAGGAGGAGCUGGGUGGUGCCUCAAUGCAUUGCAGUGUGAGUGGGUGCUUGGACUAUUUUUCUGGCAAUGAAGAAGAAGCACUCUCUUCAUGCCGAGACAUUGUAGCAUCUCUGAAUAUACCUUCAGAGGAGAUACCCAAAGAUAUAUCAGUCCAACUGCCUCUCUUCCCAUCUAGUGAUCUCACUGGUAUCUAUGUUUUCAUCACAGCCCUCAGUGGAGUGGAAGAGAGAGAUAGGAGCACAACCUUGGAAAUAAUAGCUCGAAUUGUGGAUGGGAGCAGGUUUCAUGAGUUCAAGCCUUUAUUUGGUGCCAACCUUGUUACUGGCUUUGCUUUUCUUGAUGGCCUCCAACUACACACUGAUGAGCUCUUUGAUUCCAGGCAGUUGAUUGGGAUCCUUGGGCAUCACGGAGCUCUAACAUCCGCUGAUUCCCUCAAGGGCUGUCACUUCCUAUUCCUCUGUGAUUUGCGUGGCAUUCCUGUCAUUUUUCUCCACAAUUCCCCUCUCGAUCGACAGACAUUGGCUGACUCACAUCCUGAGGAUCUUGGAAUUGCACUAAAGGAUAGGGCCAAGAUGGCUGCAACUGUCUCGAAUAUGCAAGUUCCUAAGAUAGCUGUCACUGUUGGAGCUUGCCUUGAGGAUGACUGCUAUACCAUGUGUGGGCCAGGAUUUCAACCAUGGUUAAACUUUGCGUGGCCCCUGGCCUGCUUGUCCAUGAAGCAAGAUACAGAGGACUUCAAGAGAUGGAAAUCAGAAAUGAAAGAUUUCAAUGUAGAAGCUGGAAAUUUGGAUUUUGACUUUCCAGUUGGGUCUGCAUUUCAUGCUUCAUCCCACACCUUGAUUGAUGGUGUAAUUCUUCCCGAGCACACACGGAAAGUGAGUGUUGUCUUUGAGCUUGAGUGUAAUCAGACAGGGCCAGGAAACUAUCAGGAGGAAGCAGGUCACAAGAAGUGCUGUUUUGAG